Molecule: messenger RNA, 1111 nt
Organism: Dalotia coriaria
Lineage: Eukaryota; Metazoa; Arthropoda; Insecta; Coleoptera; Staphylinidae
Product: thioredoxin-related transmembrane protein 2 homolog
Exons: 3
Coding region: 93-920 (275 amino acids)
Cellular component (GO): membrane-bounded organelle
Molecular function (GO): disulfide oxidoreductase activity
Source: RefSeq, a predicted model, not a curated record
GGAUCUGUAUAAACUAAACACGUCAGAAAUUAGUUUCUUGUGACUGAGUAUUAAACCGAUCUCGACGAGAAUUCCCAGCACAAAACUCGAAAAUGUCGCUCAAAAAAGACAUAAAGUUAUUAUUCAAACCAUACUACUUCGUUAAUAUACUACUCAGCUUAUCAUACAUCGUUCUGAAGCGGACGCCAGGAGUUUGCAAUUAUUUAUUUAACGUCGAAGAAUGCGAAUUUGAUGGGAAAGAAACAGAGAUCUUAUUCUUCCUGCUAAUUGUCGUCAUGAUAAGAACAAGAAAAGCAGGCAGUGUCACCAUGAUCAAUUACCUCUCAUCAAGUUUCAUCUACACAAAAGUAGCAAAUCUUAUACUGUGGUUUUAUGCAAACUUUAUCAUGGGAAUAGUUUAUGGAAUCAUCUUCAUAUUGGCCGGCCUCAUUCUCCCAGAACCCACAUACUCUGGCCCUGACAAUGUGAUUUAUUUCCGCGGCAUGCAAGGCCUAGACGAAGAACUGGAGCGUGAUAAGAAGUGCACCUGGUUGGUGGCCUUCUACACAGUAUGGAAUCCAUCUUGUGUUCAUUUCGCACCAGUUUUCGCGGAGUUAAGCACAAAAUACGAUCUGGAUAAUCUGAAAUUCGGAAAGGUGGACGUUGGGCGUUACCCAGACGCCGGGAAAAAGUACCAUGUCAACGACAGCAGCAUGAGUAAACAACUGCCGACGAUGAUACUCUUCCAGGAGGGCAAGGAAACCCUGCGCCGGCCCACAGUCGACAGCAAAUCGAAGCUGAUCAAGUUCAUUUUCAACAUGGAGAAUAUCAUCAUGGCGUUCGACUUGAACAACUUGUAUCAGUCGUGCAAGGAUCAGCUUAAAGGAAAGAAGAGCAGCAUGCAGGAGAAGAAGACCAUCAAAGACAAAAAGAAUGAAUAAUUUGAUUGAUAGCCCAAAGAUUUAAACAUAUUUCACACUUCAUGAUUUCAUCAUACUCUUUAUAAGAUGUGUCUAAGUUAAUUUAUUGUUAGUGCAUUUAUAUUUUAUUUUUAUUCUGUUGCGUUAUGUUUUAGUGCCAUUUGCGUGUGUGGUUGACUCGAAUUAAACCAAUAAAAACGUUUGUUCUCGAA